Thyridium curvatum is the source of this 2298-nucleotide messenger RNA. RefSeq lists its product as uncharacterized. The coding region runs from base 1 to 2298 and encodes 765 amino acids. NCBI's taxonomy places the organism in Eukaryota, Fungi, Ascomycota, Sordariomycetes, Thyridiales, Thyridiaceae. The record is from RefSeq and is a predicted model, not a curated record. Gene Ontology annotation, molecular function: ATP binding; ATP hydrolysis activity. The transcript has a single exon. Gene Ontology annotation, cellular component: cytoplasm.
AUGUCUUCCAGAUCAUGCCCCGUGCAGCUCCGUCCGCUGAAGACGGAGAUGCUCAAGGGCGCGUCUCGGCUCCAUGUUAGCCAAGAGCUCCUCCUCGAGCUCACCCGCAGCGCCGAGAGCGGCAAGCCGUGCACGAUAGAGAGGUCUGGGGAUCCCGCUUCCCGGAGAGAGGCCGUCCUGUUCAAGUCUGCCGAACCGAAUCUCGGCAAGAAGGUCGCACUGAUCCCCAGGCCCUUCCAGGAUGCCUGCGGCUUCACGUACUCGGACCAGCACACCAUCACCUACACGCCCGGCAGCACGCUCCCCGAAGCACAAGAGAUCGUGCUGGAGGAUGCCGGCAGCGACAGUGCCAUCAACGCCCUGACUGAGCAAGCCUGGAUCUACGCGGUCGAGGACCAGUUCUGCAACAUCCAGACCAUCUUCUCCGGCAUGACGCUCAAGGACGUCGGGUCCCGCGGCGCGAAGAAGACCUUUGCUGUCAAGCUUGUCGACGGCAAGACCAACGGCAAUGCACAGUUUGUGCUCGGCACCACGGUCGUGAGAUUUCACAGACCAGGCGCGGAAAAGCUCCCCCGUGGCGACCUGCACCUUGCGCCCAUCGAGGGCAUGGCCGGCCCCGUGCGAGAGCUGAACGACUUCCUCUUGCGGUUCAAGUAUGCGCCGUUCCCGCAGGCCGUCACGACCUGCGGCAUCGUCAUCCACGGCGGCCACGGAGUGGGCAAGACCAUGCUCCUGAACCGCAUCGCCGCAACGGGCUGGGGCACUGUCCUCCCUAUCGCCUUCAGCGACAAGCUCACCUCCAUACAGGAGACCUUCCAGAGAGCUCGGGAACAGCAGCCCAGCAUCGUCACCAUAGACCGCUUCGACAGGCUGGUCGACAAGGACCGGUCGAAUCGCCAGGCCGUCAUCCAGGCCCUGUGCAGCUUCCUGGACAAGCUGUCGGCCGGGCCCGAGAGGAACGAGGCGCUGCCCAAGGUGGCGGUCCUCGUCACCUGCCAGGACUACGCAGCCGACAUCCCCUCCGACCUGCGCGAGCCAGGGCGGCUCACCAACGACGUCUUCUUGCCCCUGCCAGACGUCGACUGCAGGAGGACGAUCGUCAAGUCCUUCGACGUGCCCUUUGAGCCGUCGAUCAAGGCAGACGCCGUCGACUACGUCGCCGAGCGCACCCACGCGUACAACGGCACCGACCUCUCCCGCCUCGUCACACGGGCGAUGGAGAUCAGCAAAGUACGACACUGUCGCGCGGCACCCGCCCCGUCCGCCCCCCCCGCCGACCCAGCAUGGACUGCCGACGAGCAGCAGCAGCAGCACGGCGGCGGCGACACCACCACCCCCGAGCACCACGUCUCGUACGCCGACGUCAACGAGGCCCUGGUGCACAUCCGGCCCAGCGCCAUGCACGACGUCAACCUCAAGCCCCCGCCGAUCCAGUGGUCCGACAUCGGCGGGCAGGACGCCGCCAAGGAGUCGCUGCGCCUGUCGGUCCUGAUGCUCAACGAGCGGCCCGAGGUCCUGCGGCUCUUCGUCUCGCGGCCCCCGCGGGGGAUCCUCCUGUACGGACCCCCCGGCUGCUCCAAGACCAUGGCCGCGCAGGCCAUGGCCACCGAGUCCGGGCUCAACUUCUUCGCCGUCAAGGGCGCCGAGCUGCUCAACCAGUACGUCGGCGAGUCGGAGCGCGCCAUCCGGCGGCUCUUUGCCCGCGCGCGCGCGGCCCCGCCCGCCAUGAUCUUCUUUGACGAGAUCGACUCCAUCUGCGGGCAGCGGCAGGGCAUGGGCGGCGGCGGCGGCGGCGGCAGUAGCAGCACGUCGACGUCGCACGGCAGCCUCAACGUGCUCACCACGAUGCUCAACGAGAUGGACGGCUUCGAGGCCAUGAAGCAGGUCGUCGUGCUGGCCGCCACCAACCGCCCGCAGGUCCUGGACCCGGCGCUGCUGCGCCCGGGCCGCUUCGACCGCCUCAUCUACAUCAGCCCGCCCGACCGCGCCGCGCGCGAGACCAUCUUCCGCAACGAGAUCGUCAGGCAGGGGCGCGGCGCCGAGGGCGCCGAGGGCGGCCAAGGCGGCGUCGACCCGGCGGCGCUGGCGGACCGCACCGAGGGGUUCUCCGGGGCCGAGAUCAGCGGCAUCUGCCGGAGCGCGGGCGCCGAGGCCUACAAGCGGUACAAGCUGCGCGGCGGGGCGCAGGGCAUCACCAUGGACGACCUCGAGCGCGCGAUCCGGGAGAUGCCCAAGAUGAUCACGCAGGCCAUGCUGGACGGGUUCAAGCAGUGGGAGGACAAGUUUGCGCAUUUCUAA